UUCGCCUACAUGAACUACAGAGUCCCUCGGACAAGGAAGGAGAUUUUCGAAACCCUCAUCAAGGGCCUGCAGAGGCUUGAGUACAGAGGCUACGACUCGGCAGGUGUGGCCAUUGAUGGGAAUAAUCAUGAAGUCAAAGAGAGACAUAUUCAGCUAGUCAAGAAAAAGGGAAAAGUCAAGGCUCUGGAUGAAGAACUUUACAAACAAGACAGCAUGGACUUAAAGGUGGAGUUCGAGACACACUUUGGUAUUGCCCACACACGCUGGGCCACCCACGGAGUCCCCAAUGCUGUUAACAGCCACCCGCAGCGCUCAGACAAAGGCAAUGAAUUUGUUGUCAUCCAUAAUGGGAUCAUCACAAAUUACAAAGAUCUGAGAAAAUUUCUGGAAAGCAAAGGCUAUGAGUUUGAGUCAGAAACAGAUACCGAGACCAUCGCCAAACUGAUUAAGUAUGUAUUUGACAACAGAGAAACUGAGGACAUUACAUUUUCAACACUGGUUGAGAGAGUCAUUCAACAAUUGGAAGGUGCUUUUGCUUUGGUUUUCAAGAGUAUCCACUACCCAGGAGAAGCUGUUGCUACAAGGAGAGGCAGCCCACUGCUCAUUGGAGUGCGGAGCAAAUACAAACUCUCCACAGAACAGAUCCCCAUCUUAUAUAGGACAUGCAAUAUUGAGAAUGUGAAGAAUAUCUGUAAAACAAGGAUGAAGAGACUGGACAGCUCCACCUGCCUUCAUGCUGUGGGUGAUAAAGCAGUGGAAUUCUUUUUUGCUUCUGAUGCAAGUGCCAUCAUAGAACAUACCAACCGGGUCAUCUUCCUCGAGGAUGAUGACAUUGCCGCAGUGGCUGAUGGGAAACUCUCCAUUCAUCGAGUCAAGCGCUCAGCUAGUGAUGACCCAUCUCGAGCCAUCCAGACCCUGCAGAUGGAAUUACAGCAAAUCAUGAAAGGUAAUUUCAGUGCAUUUAUGCAGAAGGAGAUCUUCGAACAGCCAGAAUCAGUUUUCAAUACCAUGAGAGGUCGUGUGAAUUUUGAGACCAACACAGUGCUGCUCGGUGGCUUGAAAGACCAUUUGAAGGAGAUUCGACGGUGUCGAAGGCUCAUUGUAAUUGGCUGUGGAACCAGCUAUCAUGCAGCUGUGGCUACACGGCAAGUUUUGGAGGAACUGACUGAGCUCCCGGUGAUGGUUGAACUUGCUAGUGAUUUUCUGGACAGGAAUACACCUGUGUUCAGGGAUGAUGUUUGCUUUUUCAUAAGUCAAUCAGGCGAGACUGCAGACACACUCCUGGCUCUGCGCUACUGUAAGGACCGCCGAGCCCUAACCGUGGGUGUCACCAACACUGUGGGCAGUUCCAUCUCCCGUGAGACUGACUGCGGUGUCCACAUCAACGCAGGGCCAGAGAUUGGUGUGGCCAGCACCAAGGCUUACACCAGCCAGUUCAUUUCUCUGGUGAUGUUCGGUUUGAUGAUGUCCGAAGACCGAAUCUCACUACAAAGCAGGAGGCAAGAGAUCAUCCGUGGCCUGAGAUCUUUACCUGAACUGAUCAAGGAAGUGCUGUCUCUGGAUGAGAAGAUUCAUGACCUGGCCCUGGAGCUGUACACACAGAGGUCACUCCUGGUGAUGGGUCGGGGCUAUAACUAUGCCACUUGCCUGGAAGGAGCUUUGAAAAUUAAAGAGAUAACUUACAUGCACUCAGAAGGCAUCCUGGCUGGGGAGUUGAAGCACGGGCCCCUGGCGCUGGUUGAUAAGCAGAUGCCUGUCAUUAUGGUCAUCAUGAAGGAUCCUUGCUUCGCCAAAUGCCAGAACGCCCUGCAACAGGUCACAGCCCGCCAGGGUCGCCCAAUUAUACUGUGCUCCAAGGAUGACACUGAAAGUUCCAAGUUUGCAUAUAAAACCAUAGAGCUGCCCCACACUGUUGACUGCCUCCAGGGAAUCCUGAGCGUUAUUCCACUUCAGCUUCUUUCCUUCCACCUGGCUGUUCUCCGAGGAUAUGACGUUGACUUUCCAAGAAAUCUGGCCAAGUCUGUCACCGUGGAAUGAAAACAAGACCAUAAGGAGACCAUCACCAACUUUGGUCUGCUUCAAGACCCAUCCCAACUACAGGGAUGCCACGUGGGGAAAGAGGGCAUUCUGCGUGUUCCCAGUAGAGCUGACAGCUUCAAUGUGCCUUGUACCCAAGUGCUUUUGCUUAUAGCAAAUACUGUUUCUCUGUGUCCUGAAGUUGCCAAGGAGAAGGGGAUCAUUGUUUACACAGGGGAUCAGAGCAGACUUUUCCACUACUGUGCAAUAGAGAUACAGCUCUCUUCAGAGUAACUGUGAACCUUUUUUUUAAACCAACACUAGUUAGUUUUAAAAGACAAAAUAUUUAUAAUGAUGAUUGUAUAGCUUUUAAGUUAUUUUUCUAGUAUUUGGCUUUCUAUAGCCAUGGUAACGCCCAGACGUGCAUCUCAGCUACCUAGUGCGCUGUUUCUGGACUCAUUCCUGGCGAGUGGCAUUCAUCUCAGAUUUGAGCACAAAGCAUUGACCCUCUGGACUCCUUUCUAUUUUCCCUUCCUUUCUAGGCUGCUCCUGAUUCCUGACCCCUGACAUCAGUGAAGCCUUUCUAGCCAUCUUCCUAUAAAUUCCUAUAAAUCCAAUAGAAACAUCAAUUUCCUUCAACAUUUUCUUCCUGUCUGUGGCCCAAACCCUUUCUACUCUCUGACUUCCAUUUAAUGAGAUCAUGGUUCUUUUUAAGCCCAGGCGCAUUUUGGUCCCUGCUCCCCUCCCAUAGUAAAACAGCUUGAAAUGCCCUGUGCAAGAGGAUAGUUUUGAGUGGGCUGCCCUGCUCUCUAUUUAAAAGCGUGCACAAUCAAAGUACUAUGCAAUUUUAAGACAAUAAAGAUAGUACAGUUUUUUU
Molecule: messenger RNA, 2893 nt
Organism: Marmota flaviventris (yellow-bellied marmot)
Lineage: Eukaryota; Metazoa; Chordata; Mammalia; Rodentia; Sciuridae
Gene: Gfpt2
Product: glutamine-fructose-6-phosphate transaminase 2
Biological process (GO): carbohydrate derivative biosynthetic process; fructose 6-phosphate metabolic process; UDP-N-acetylglucosamine metabolic process
Molecular function (GO): carbohydrate derivative binding; L-glutamine:D-fructose-6-phosphate transaminase (isomerizing) activity
Source: RefSeq, a predicted model, not a curated record